Sander lucioperca (pikeperch) is the source of this 2950-nucleotide messenger RNA. RefSeq names its product solute carrier family 22 member 7-like. NCBI's taxonomy places the organism in Eukaryota, Metazoa, Chordata, Actinopteri, Perciformes, Percidae. The transcript has 19 exons. Gene Ontology annotation, biological process: transmembrane transport. Gene Ontology annotation, molecular function: transmembrane transporter activity. The record is from RefSeq and is a predicted model, not a curated record. Gene Ontology annotation, cellular component: membrane.
CAACAGCCUUUAAGAGGCUCACAUUUGUGGGUUUGUGAUAUUGUUCUCUGAGUUUCACUCCAAAUUGGAAGUGUUGUAUCAUUUAUUCUGAAGAUGAAGUUUGAAAAUGUGCUGGCAGAGGUGAAUGGCUUUGGGAGAUUUCAAUUAAGGACAAUCCUCUUGUCUGUAAUUCCUCGUGUGACUUUGCCUUUUCACUUUCUGCUGAAUAAUUUCAUCGCCGUUAUUCCAUGCCACCACUGCAACAUCAGCUCACUGGAUGACGGAGGUGUUUUUAGGAAUUUGUCCCAGGCAGAGAAGCUUGUUGUUAGUAUUCCACUCCAGGCAGAUGGCACUCCAAACUCCUGUCAGAUGUUUGCAGAGCCUCAAUAUCAUCUGCUGCUCAACUCAUCCAACAUGACUGACCUACCCACAGUGCCAUGUCAGAAUGGAUGGGUGUACGAUAACAGCACCUUCAAGUCUUCACUGGCCACAGAGUGGGAUCUGGUUUGUGAUAAGAGAAGAGUGAACCGAGCCACGGCCACUAUCUUCUUCAUGGGGGUCAUGCUUGGAGCAGCAGUAUUUGGCUAUCUUAGUGACAGGUUUGGCAGGAAAAUAACACUUCUUGUGUCCUAUGUGACAACCACCUUCUUUGGAUUUGCAAGCGCUUUCUCAUAUAAUUUCGCCAUGUUUGCCGUCAUGAGGUUCUUUACUGGAUUUGGACUUUCUGGAAUAAGCAUUAUCACCAUAGUGCUUUGUAUUGAAUGGGUGGAUAUCAAGCAUCGAACCGCAGUAGGUGUUUUAACAAGCAUGGACUGGAGUGUUUGUACUGCUCUGCUACCUGUUGUGGCCUAUUUUGUGAAUGACUGGAGGUACCUCACAGCCACAGCUACCACCCCGCUGUUUCUGGCAAUGAUCUGCUGGUGGUGGCUCCCUGAGUCUGCCAGAUGGCUGAUAAGUAAUGGAAAGGUCAACAGUGCUCAUUUCUACUUGAGCAAGUGUGCAAAAGUCAACGGCAGAGAGCAGUUCAUGGCUGACAUAAAGCCUGAGACUCUGUCCAAAGUAAUACUUGUAGAAAAUGAAAACAGAAAAUAUUCCUAUUUGGACCUUGUGAGGACCCCCAAAAUGAGGAGACUGGCUCUACUUACUGGCAUUGUUUGGUUUGGAGUGGCCUGUACGUAUUACGGAAUCAGCUUGAAUGUCACUGGAUUUGGUGUGAACAUUUAUCUCACACAGUUCAUCUACGGCGCAAUUGAACUUCCGGCAAAAGCAUUUGUCUUUUUCACUUUGAACAAAAUAGGCCGAAGGUUGAGUCAGACUGGAACACUCGUUAUGACUGGACUGUGUAUAUUCUGCAACAUGUUUGUCCCUCGAGAUAACGCGUUGUUUCAGACAACUGUGGGAGCUUUGGGCAAGAUGUUCGCAGAGGCAUCUUUUACAACUGUAUUUCUGUACACAACAGAGCUUUACCCCACAGUAAUGAGGCAAAAUGGAUUGGGUUACUGCUCCUUUAUGGCCCGUGUAGGCGUGUCUGUUUCCCCUCUGAUUAUGCUUCUUGAAGAAGUGUGGGGCCAUUUACCGAGUACUAUCUUCUCCCUGGUGGCUGUUGCUGCAGGGCUGUCAGCUUCUCUUCUUCCUGAGACAAAAAACAUCCGUCUACCAGAGACUAUUGAGGAUGUGGAACACACAAGAAGAAGAUCAAUCUCCACCUCUGACGAGAAAUCUUCAUCGGCCGCUUCACACUGCCCUGCCACUCUGACCUCACGGUGGGACCUGGUGUGUGAUAGAAGAGGGGAGAACAAAGCAACUGCUACCAUCUUCUUUGUUGGAGUGAUGUUUGGAGCCGUGUCCUUUGGAAGUCUGAGUGACAGGUUUGGCCGAAGGAUCAUGCUGCUGUUGUCAUAUGUGUCUGGAAUGUUCUUUGCUGUUGCAGGUGCUUUUUCUACAUCCUACGUGAUGUUCUGCGUGCUGAGGUUCUUCACUGGGUUUUGCAUCACCGGCAUCAUCAUUGUCUCAACAGUCCUCAGUGUGGAGUGGGUGGACAUUGAGCACAGGAAAUUGGUUGGAGUGAUCGACAGCUUAUCCUGGACAUUUGGGAACACAAUAUUUGCAGCUAUUGCUUACUUUGUGACUGAUUGACGGUGGCUAAUUGUCAGUGUCAGCUCACCUUUAACCUUGGCCAUCAUCACCUGGAGGUGGAUGCCAGAGUCAGCAAGGUGGCUCAUUGCCAAUGGAAAGCUGGAGCAAGCUCAGAAGUAUUUGAAAAUAUGUGCCAAGAUUAACAGAACAGAGGAGUUCAUUCACACGCUUAAAACAGAGACACUGUCCACUAUUGUUGUGACUGAGAAAAGAGAUCGGCCCUAUUCGUACCUCGAUCUGAUAAGAACAGCCAAAAUGAGGAAACUGGCCCUAUGCACUGGUAUAGUGUGGUUUUGUGUGGCAACUGCGUUUUAUGGCAUCAGCUUCAACAUCACAGGCUUUGGGCUCAACAUCUACCUCACUCAGUUUACCUAUGCUUUCAUUGAGCUCCCAGCCAAAGUAUCAGUUUACUACUUACUGGAUAAGAUAGGCAGGCGAGGAACUGAGGUGGGAGCUCUGCUGAUGGUUGGCGUCUGUCUUGGAAUCAAUAUAGUAAUACCUAAAGAUAUGUCUGUUGUCAGAACAGUGGUGGCUGUCAUUGGAAAAGGGUUCUCCUCUGCAUCAUUUGCAACUCUUGUGCUCUACAGUUCUGAGCUCUAUCCCACUGUAGUAAGGCAGAAUGGUAUGGGUUACAACUCUUUCAUGGCUCGAACUGGUGUAGCUGUGGCUCCUUUGAUUCUCUUACUGGAUGAGGUGUGGAAGGACCUGCCCCAGGUCGUCCUGUGCUCUGUGGCCGUACUGGGGGGAGUAGUGGCAAGAACACUAUCAGAGACACGCAACAGGUGCCUGCCAGAGACCAUAGAGGAUAUUGAACAACAGUUGUAGUGAACCCGUC